GUGAAGGGUAUGUCUUGGCCCGGCUGCCUCCUUGCCCGCCUGUGUUCGGGAGGAGAAACCCGCCCACCUUAAUAAAGACUCCCAAUCCAGACAAAAGAGAACGACAGAUCCGCGGCGGCGCGCACUGAGCCUGAGCAUCCGAGCACUUUGGAGCAGCGCAAGAACGCACCGGCACGCUGACAAACACGCCCUCCAGAUCCACCUGAAAACCUCGAGGCCGGCUAAUUGUCCUUUCUGAAGGGCGAGAAAAGGGAGACUGAGCCCCGGUUUUAUUCACAGGCAGCACACGGCGUUCCCAUGAUGUCAUACUUGUGGAUUCUGCUAUUAGGAAGCCUGCUGGCUUCACACGCCAAGGCACAAGAUGAGGACACACCAACAGUUAAUCCUGAGGAAGGCACGGACACAACAGCUCCUCCAGCUGGUGCUGAUGAGGAUGCAGACCCAGCAGUUGGUGCUGAUGAAGAUGCAGACCCACCAGCUGAUGAUGAUGAAGAUGCAGACCCACCAGCUGAUGCUGAUGAAGAUGCAGACCCACCAGCUGAUGAUGAGGAAGAUGCAAACCCACCAGCUGAUGAUGAGGAAGGCACGGACACAACAGCUCCUACAGCUGGUGCUGAUGAAGAUACAGGCCCAGCAGCUGGUGCUGAUGAAGAUGCAAACCCACAAGCUGAUGAUGAGGAAGGCACAGGCCCAACAGCUCCUUCAGCUGGUGCUGAUGAAGAUACAGGCGCAGCAGCUGGUGCUGAUGAAGAUGCAGACCCACCAGCUGAUAAUGAGGAAGGCACAGGCCCAACAGCUCCUACAGCUGGUGCUGAUGAAGAUACAGGCCCAGCAGCUGGUGCUGAUGAAGAUGCAGACCCACCAGCUGAUGAUGAGGAAGGCACAGGGCCAACAGCUCCUUCAGCUGGUGCUGAUGAAGAUACAGACCCAGCAGCUGGUGCUGAUGAAGAUGCAGACCCACCAGCUGAUGAUGAGGAAGGCACAGGGCCAACAGCUCCUUCAGCUGGUGCUGAUGAAGAUGCAAACCCAGCAGCUCCUGACACAAACACUGAGAUUGAAGAAGCUACACCAACAGGUGAUGAUACAGCUGGAGAUUCUGCUCCAAAAGCGGAUGACCAGCCAGCACCAGCAGCAGAUGACAGCAGUGCAACAGAUGCUGACAAAACACCACCUCCACCUCCAGCUGUUGAAGAAACAACACAGAGGCCACUUAUCCCUAUAAUUAACGAAGAUGUCGUUGUUCCUGAAGUGAAAAAAGAUGUUCACCUAAACUUGGCAGAUGCCUUGCCGCCGCCACAGUCAGAAGAGAGCCGCAGUUUGGAAAAUGAUGAGAAACCUGAGGCUAAAGAGGGCGGCUCCGGCUCAUUAGCAGGAAUCAUAGCAACAGUUGGGGUGGCUGCUGUGGGAGCAGUCACUGGAUACUUCACCUAUCAGAAGAAGAAACUGUGCUUCAAAAAUAGACAGGAAGCGGAUCCGGAGGCUGCACACAAAGCCGACGCAGCAGAGGCUCAGCAGGAUCCCCAGGUCCUCAGCAACCUGCUGAACUCCUCCUAGACCAGCUGUGAUCACAUGACUGCCUGGACCAACUACAGUCAAGCAAAGUGGCAAUCUCACUGUUAGGCUCUAUCCUCUGUAGAGCUAAAUUACUGUGAGGCCCAGAGUAGGGCUGUGUGUUUCUGAGUGUGUGUGGGUGUGUUUGCGCGAGUGUGUGUGCGUGUUGGUAUAUAGGAGCCUGUGUGUCUGUGCGCGAGUGGAUGUAUGUAUGUUCAUUCUUGUAUGUGCAUAUAUGUGGGGGAAAAGAGUUAGAUAAAGAUCAAGUAAAUAUAUGUAAACCUUAGGGGUUUUAUGAUUGUUACAGCAUAGGAGUUUAUUCAAAUGAUCGGUCAACUUUCUACUUUAAACCAAAUCCAACCUUUUUUCAGAGUGGCCAUCAAAGAGAUUAAAUCUCAGAUCAAUUCUAACCAUAAAAUGGCUCAAUAAUAGAGCUACUUUUUUAUUUUUAUGGCUACUAUUCUGUUCUAGUAAUUCAGUGUGAAUAUGAACCAGUAAUAGGUAUUGAUGUUGUAGGUGUUUUACUUGUAGUGAAUUAUUACAAGUGGAUUUCUUUUUUAAUUCUGCCAUUGUUUGGACCACCCUUAUAUUUUUAAAAUUCAUUGGGAACCAUAGACAUUUGCAUAAAACUUAUUUUCCAUUUUCAGUACAAUUUUUCUGCAGCACAAAUGCAGGAUAAAUAGACAAAAGGGAGACUUUUAAAACUGCACUGUAUUUCGUGAUUUCUGACUUGGAACAGUAGUGUAGGACUUUAAUCCUAGUAUUCUGGGGGUGCUGUUGUAUGGUCCAGUCUGUGUUUAGAGGGCCAACGAUGUCACUGUGUGUGCGUGUUUGUUUUUUUGAUCGGUGAAGGGGCUUAGUUUGAAAUCCUGUUAAGUGACUAGCACUUCUCCUCAUUCAGUUGAAUAAAUUAAAUGUUGAUAAAACUUUUUAUUGACCUCUUAAAAUGAAAAGUACAAAUCAAAUCCACCCUAUCAGUUUAACACAGGCUGGUUCAAGACAUAUCAGUUUAACUAAAAUGAUGUUUUCUAAAUUUACUGAGCUGAGUCGAAGUAAUUUCUAAUUAAUCCUGAUUCUGUACAUGGAUGAAUGGUCACCUGACAUGGACAAAUUUUUGUUAAAAAAAAAAAAGAGGUCAUGUAGUAAUGUGUUAGACAUUGUUCUGAUGUAGUUUGUGUCAGUCUAGUUGUGAUGCAGUAAUUUCUUCUCUAUAGUGCCUUUCACUGACACAGCCUGGCUUGACCAAUCUACAGACACACAGGGAAGAUGGCAGAAAAUUAAGAAUGUAUGUUCUUUAUGAAUUCAUAAAUUAUCAUUAUGGUGGUUGGAAAUCUUUACGUUGAAUUGCUGGUGCAUGUGAAAUAAGUACAUUGUACAUGAUUGUAACAGCUGCUGUACGUGUGUUCGCAGGAGGUCACAGUUCUAGUACUUUUUUUAACCAAACUUACAUUCCAAACUCUUUAAACAGCCGCUGUUCAUUUCAGAUGUGAAAUUCUUCGCAUUGUGUGUCUCUUUAUUUGAGCAAGCCAGUUGCUGUCACAGUGUUUUUGUAUCAUUUGUAUCUCAACAAACACCAAUCAUCCAUGAUUUUUAUAUGAAUUCUUUACAUUUAGCAGCGGUGCCUCAGAGCCGACAGAGGUAGUCUUUAGUCAACUCGUUUGCUGUGGUAUUUUGUGAUUAUUGUUAUUGUGAAAUGCCUCAGAAGCAGCGCUACUGCUUUUUUUUUGCCACUGUAGCACACAAAAAAGAAAAAACAUACUAACUUCUGAAUGUCUUUUUGUUGCCUUGAAGUUUUGUACUUGCCCUGCUCCCUUUAAACUUUUGAAUAUGAUUCUAGAGGUUGCAUCGCGCUGCGGUUCAUGUAAAGUGUGUUACUUGUAAAGCACCAUAUAGCUGCAAUACAGGACAGAGACUGUUGCUAACAGCCUAGCCUCAAGCUGAGAAAUAUUAAUAGUCUGUGAUGUCACAUAUCGAUUAAUUCUACUCUACAAACUGUGGGCUGGACACAGGGUCAAAGCUCUGCCUGCUUAUCCUGUAAUCUGUGAUAGACAAUAGAUGAGUUUCUCUUGAGACACUGAAACGAAUGGAAAGCUUGUCUGGCAUGGAGUGAUAAUGCACAAAAUACCCACUAAAUAAUACUACAAGCUUUUAGAAAGCGCCACUGAUGCCUUCAAAGUAGAAAAUGAAUGCAGUACUCGCUCCCUUUGUGCACUCCAGUAAGUGCAAUAGGGAUCAACAAAAGCACUCUGAUAUCCUGCAGUGUGCAUUUAGAAAAACCUAUUGGGACUGAUUGGAUAAGAAAAAAAAAAAAGUAAAAGAGCCUCCAGCAAUACUAAAAUCCUGAAAAAUGGAGCAUUGAUUGCUUGUGUUAGGAGCAUUAUGGGCCACAGUUGUUAGUCCCAAGAACUCACAUUCCUUAUAAAUACCAAGUACUGGAGCAUAGCGUCCGAACCAGAAUGUAAACCUUAAGACUUAUUGGGUCCUGAAGUGCACUUCCCAGAUAAUUCUAGGGCAUCAAUCAUGGCGCUGACCAGUCCUGCCUUAUACCUUACAUCCUCUUGAAUAUUCCCGAGAGGACAACAAAGAAAAAUGUCAUCAUCAGAAAGACACAGUGAAACAAGCAGAGAUGUUUUGUAAUAACAAUCUGUAAGGGAGAAGCACUUUCCUAUCCUGUAUACAUCUUGAUUUAUUAAACACAUUUAGAAAACUCAUUUUUUGAUUUAGACAAGUGUAAGACUCUUUCUUUUUAUUUAAAAAUUCCGUGUGUUUUUUUUUUUGUUUUGUUUUGUUUUUUGCUUGUUUGUAGGAACUGGCAUCUUCAUUUUUUGUCAUAUGGCACUCGUAUUCUUCUGGAAUUGUGUAAAUAAUGUUUGAGGAGUCAAUUAAAUAGUUUUCGUGGGAA
Messenger RNA from Acanthochromis polyacanthus (spiny chromis), 4453 nucleotides. RefSeq names its product eukaryotic translation initiation factor 3 subunit A. Lineage: Eukaryota; Metazoa; Chordata; Actinopteri; Pomacentridae. Bases 298 to 1554 code for a protein of 418 amino acids. The transcript has 10 exons. The record is from RefSeq and is a predicted model, not a curated record. Gene Ontology annotation, biological process: homotypic cell-cell adhesion; positive regulation of neutrophil extravasation; T cell extravasation.